AUGGCUUAUAAUGCUAUUGAUCAAACUGAUCAUGAUAAACAUCACGAUGGUGAUCAUGACCUGGAUUCUACCUCUUCAAAUUCUCCAUUCCAACGCCUUUCUCCAUUAAAUCAUCUAUUUUUAGAUGCGCAAAAUAGCGAUACGAGCCACAGCCAAACGUAUUCUCCAGAAAAUCCAAACAGUCUAAGCCAAAUGGUUAAAUCGAUUACCUCGAAAAGCACGAAGUCGAGUGGUAGUUAUGAUAUUCUAGAAGACGACGAAUACGACGAGCACGAGCGAGAGCAGAAACCCCCCUCACUGGCGCUAUCACCAGAAAGGAAGAACGUCACAUCGCGAGACGGAUCUCCACCGGAGCAACCCCUAGUCUUGAGCAUUCCACGGCCCCGUCCCCGACAGAAUACAACCACAGUGUUGUCCAACAAUACGACUUCCCCUAUAUCACCUCGUGCGAUAUUGUUAAAAGAACGUGUGCCGAUUGUUCGUACAGCAUCUGGUCACAGCAUUUCAUUACGACAUCCCACACCUGAUUUACAAACGCUGCAAGGAGCAUAUAUAGGGAAUAUCGAUAAAUUGGAAAGGACAGCAGAACGCUUGAGUAUGACCACCUCCAUCGAUGAUGCAAUUCGGGAACUCCAUAUGGAGCAGAAGCGCUCUGAUAGCCGUCGAUCAUCAAUUCUGUCCCAGCUUAACGAGAUGCCGCAUGUUUCGAGAGAAGUUUCCAAUCCCGGUUCCAUCAUCGAGUUGAAUAAUGCAGCUAGAUCGGGAGGGUAUUCGCCGGCAGGGUAUAUGAUGUCUCCGAAGGGCUCGUUUUCUAUUACUACACGAGGAAGAUCUGCGUCAAAAAGCUCGAGAUUUGGGAAUCGACCAGAACCAGAGAUGGAGGGAAGACCGCUGGAUUCAUUUGUUAAUAUCUCGUUUCCAUCCCUUGUUGAUCACCGAACACCUUCAAUUGUAGAGCAAGAUGAGCGUUCCGCGACCUUGACACGACCGGCAGUCGACAAACUCGACACAGAAAAUAAGCCAGAGCACAUACCAGACCAGGCCGACGAGUCUCGACCUCAAACUUCAGCAUCAACCAACACAUAUGACCAUGAGCGAAUGUUUGCAGACUUUGAUGGAGUUCAUUCUGCACCUCUGAGAACCUCAUUCGACCACGACUUAAUUAUGGGAGACCACAGGAGGACUGCAUCUAGGACGGCUGAUUCAGGAAUAUAUCAAGAUCAGAGGAGAUUUUCAUCUGGUACACAACUUUUAGUAAACGAUAAUGAUCAGAGAAAAAUGGCAUCUGAGAAUCGGCAGUCGAUGAUUAGGCCGCAAUCAUAUGCUGAUCCAAGUACUGGCCAGCAGAUGGUUUAUUACCCGGCGCGAGUUCCCAUGAUGCUCAAUUUACCCCAGAAACUCUCGAAGAAUCCAUCCUCUAUGGCAAGAAACAAAAGAAGGUCUGAAGUCCUCAGCAACAUUCCAGCUGCAGCUCGGCAAUCAGCUGUCUGGUUACCAGAUGUUUUAGAAACGAACGGCGGACCUCUACCUGAAAACGACGAUGCCCAAAACUUAGAAUAUAUUCCUCAGCACCAGAGAAUGAGUAUGGGUGGCCGGAGAAACACACAGGAUCUGGAGCAUAUGCCAGCCCACCUGAGAGCAAACGUAUUUUUUGAACUGCCACAAGGUCAAAGCGGGGUUGUGGAAUUAAAAGAACAAUCGGCUGUUGCUACGCUAGAUAGUAUUCUCGAUGCAUCUGCGCAUGCUCCUGUUACGGCAUUUGUAGACCAUGCAAUUGCUGGUCAUCUUGGCUCCGAAGUGUACGGGAAACCGCACCAACGUACUAAGAGUAACACCCAGCUACUGACGCCGGUCAAGCAAGAUAAGCAAGAUAAUGCAAAGAAGCGGACAAGCUCUUUCAACUUUCUGUUAGGUCGUCGGGCGAAUAGUAGCGCUUUACUUGGAGACAACGAAAAUCGAGCCUCUACAAUGUCCAAUAUUCAGGUGGAAAGAAAGGCGACAAGGUCUCCUAUCGAAGACGACGAAGAUGACAUCCAUAAACAAGACACAACACCCUUGCGACAUUCACGUGCAGUCAGUGGCGCUACUGAUCUCAUCCGAGCUGAGGAAGGUGAAGUAGAAAGCGAAGAGGACGAGGGUCAACGGGAUGAUGAAGUUUAUCACGGCCCACCAACCACACUUCUUGCCGAAUUACAAUUGCGCAAGCAGCAACAGAAGAUUCGAACUAGACCCCCAGUAAGCGUUAAUGGAAUGCAAUCUACAUUACUCGAAAUGGAUACCGUGCUAGAGAGGCAACAGAAAUCUAGAAAGCAAAAGCAGGUCAACCUAGCUUGGCAAAUUGGGAAUAACGAUGAUCCUGAAGCUGAAGAUGACGAGGACGUUCCCUUGGCGAUGUUAGAUGUGACGAGAUCUCAGGCCCAGGAAAUGCACAGGCCGCUAGGUUUGAUGGAGAGGCGUGAUUUAGAAGACAAUGAGCCACUCAGUCGACGUAGAGCCAGGUUAACGGGCCAACCUAUGCCGAUGCCUCGAGCCACAACCAUGAUGCAUAUUCCUACAGGCAGCCCCGUUGUAGAGGAAGAAGAAGGGGAGACACUCGCACAACGCAUUCGACGUCUGAAAGAACAGGGUGGCACAGCGACUGGCCUUCCUGCUACUAGACCUGUCAGCGGCGAUUUUGCAUCCGAGAUGAUGAGCCAAUUCGGUGGAGAUCUCAUGAAUGAUGAUGGCAAGGGUAAGGAAAAGGAAGUUUCGACAACCCCAGUCAAUGAAGAAGAGGAAACCCUAGGCCAGAGACGCAAACGUCUACACGCAGAGCGUGAAGCUCGCGAAAAAGAAGUUGGCACUGCUGGAGAAGCAGAAGUAGAAGCAGAAGCAGUCCCAGAACCUUUGGUCAUCAACAAAAUGAAUAGUAUGGCCGACAUUCUCUCCUCUCAUCCAGCUGCCGGCGCAAGUCGAAAUGCUCCUUUAACCAAGUCUUCUCGACCAGUCACUGGUCUCCUUGGCUUGCACGAAAAGCAAACCCAGCGAAGGGCCAGUACAAUGACCAAUCUCGUCACUCAACAAAAUUCGGCUCCUCGUGCCAGUCAUGGAAAUCGUGCUAGUAGUGGCACGCACAAUGACCCCCACUCCCAAGGACAACCGGGCAUGAUAAGACCACCGCAAACCUCAAACUAUAACCUUCAUAACAGCGCACUUCCCAAUAGCGGAUACCCACAAUUCGCUCAACCCACCUCCAUGAACUACAACGGUUUCAAUAACCCUACGAUGAUGCAAUAUGGAAAUGCUUACCCAAACAUGGGAUAUCAGAACACGAUGCCAGUGGGUGGCUAUAACCACAUGAUGCCAAUGCAAAUGCAGAUGCAGAAUAUCCAUACAAAUCCCGUCACGGGCUUACCCACAGGACCUGGGGGCGAACCGCUUAAUCAGGGGCAACUUGAUAUGGUCGAGCGAUGGAGACAGAGUGUGAUGCACUAG
This is a messenger RNA of Sclerotinia borealis F-4128, 3474 nucleotides long. The record is from the annotation of a GenBank genome assembly. Lineage: Eukaryota; Fungi; Ascomycota; Leotiomycetes; Helotiales; Sclerotiniaceae.